Messenger RNA from Adelges cooleyi (spruce gall adelgid), 1018 nucleotides. Its product is annotated as chromobox protein homolog 3-like. Gene Ontology annotation, molecular function: chromatin binding. Gene Ontology annotation, cellular component: pericentric heterochromatin; nucleus. The transcript is spliced from 2 exons. The coding region runs from base 127 to 642 and encodes 171 amino acids. Gene Ontology annotation, biological process: chromatin organization; negative regulation of transcription by RNA polymerase II. Lineage: Eukaryota; Metazoa; Arthropoda; Insecta; Hemiptera; Adelgidae. The record is from RefSeq and is a predicted model, not a curated record.
GACAAUUGCCAGCUUUAGUUCAACUUCAACACCACCUGACGCACUGCCUUUGACCACGUUGACCGUCGUUUAUUGUACCCACCUGGCCAACAAUAAUGUUGGACUACCGAUUUUGAUUUUUCCAAAAUGCCACGCGUUCGCCACAAGCAUCAUCGACCAGACAGAAUUUCUCAAAAAACCGACAAAUCCGCCCACAGAAUAUUGCAUAGCGAAAAAUCUCAAGAAGUAUUCACUAUUGAAAAAAUUCUCAACAAAUGUGUGGUAUAUGGUAGAAUUCAUUACUACUUGAAAUGGAAAGGUUACGACUCCAUUGAUAAUUCAUGGGAAGCAAAAGAACAUCUUGAUUGUACUGAUAUGAUAGAAGAGUUUGAAGCGAAUCUAGCAAAAAAAAAGCAAACAAUGGCAGUCGAAGAAAGUCAGCAACAAUUGGAAAAUACCAAAGACAACACAAAUGGUGCAUUUGACAAUGGAUUAGAACCAGAACAAAUAUUGGGUGCAACUGAUUCCAACGGCAAACUCAUGUUUUUGCUCAAAUGGAAAGAUGUCGAAGAAGCAACCCUUAUUGAUUCAAAAGUCGCUAACAUCAAAUGUCCUCAAUUAGUCAUUGAUUUUUAUGAAAAGAGAAUUUCUUGGAUAAAAUAAUUAUAAUAGAAAUGUUUUCGGUAAUCAACAAAAAUGAUCAAUUUAUUUAUCAAAAGAUGUUCUAAAAAAAUUUUGAACAUUUUAAAUUAAGACUAUUCUCAAAUUGAAGAAGUAUUAUCAUGUAACUGAUAAUGUUUUAGUUUUUAAUUUUUUACUAUUCACUAAAAAAUAUUUUGUAAUUAUUUAGUUUAUUAAAUCGAAUUUUAUUGUAACGUAAUACCGUUUUAAUUAAAUUCAUUUUUGGUUUUAUAAGAAUAUUUUAUUGCUUCAUAAAUAAAACUAUUGCUUUCUUAUAAUUAUAUACAUAGAGAUUGCCUCUACUGCCUCUACAAUUGUUUUGAAUUAUUAUGCUAUUGUGAACAAAUUAAAUACAAAA